Molecule: messenger RNA, 2058 nt
Organism: Ogataea haglerorum
Lineage: Eukaryota; Fungi; Ascomycota; Pichiomycetes; Pichiales; Pichiaceae
Exons: 1
Coding region: 1-2058 (685 amino acids)
Biological process (GO): urea transmembrane transport; putrescine transport; spermidine transport
Cellular component (GO): plasma membrane
Molecular function (GO): putrescine transmembrane transporter activity; urea transmembrane transporter activity; spermidine transmembrane transporter activity
Source: RefSeq, a predicted model, not a curated record
AUGACUAUCGACACUUCCAACGGACAGUUUGUCGUCUUCUCUCAGGGAGUCGGUUAUGGAAUUGUGAUUGGUGUGGGUGCAGUUUUCGCCUUCACCAUGGCACUGAUUUCAUGGCUGCUCUCACGCUACAUGAAUGAGGUUCAGGACUCAGAAAUGUUGUCAACUGCCAAGCGGUCCAUCAAGUCUGGCCUUAUAGCUAGUGCGGUCGUUUCCAGUUGGACCAUCGCUUCCACUUUGCUUCUUUCCACUACAACUACCUACAGCCUCGGAAUAUCUGCCGCUUGGUGGUACGGAGGUGGUGCAUGUGUCCAGAUUAUCAUCUUUGCUACUAUGGCUAUCGAGCUGAAAAGAAAGGCGCCAAACGCGCAUACUUUCCAGGAGAUUAUUAAGGUUAGAUACGGAACAGUUGGCCAUCUGACUAUGUGUUUCUACUCUCUUGCCCAGCAGGUGGUUUACACUGCAAACUUGCUCAUCAAUGGCGCAUCUGUGUUUUCCAACCUGACUGGCAUGAGCAAGGAGGCUACCUGCGUACUUUUACCUGUCUUUGUUAUUGUCUACACUUUGAUCGGUGGUAUCAAGGCUACCUUCAUGACCGAUUGGACUCACGUGGUGAUUAUUUUUGUGAUUAUGAUGACGGUCAUGUUUAAGGUGUAUGCCACAUCUGAUAUCUUGGGAUCUCCAGAAAAAGUCUGGGAGCUUCUGACGGAGGCCGCCAAGACGCAGCCUGUGGCACACAAUUUGCAUGGCUCGUAUUUGACAUUUACGUCGGUGAACAGCGGUCUCUAUGGACUUAUUCUGCUUGGAGCGGGAUGGGCAGCCGCCGUGGACUCCCAGCUGUUCCAGAAAGCGAUUGCUGCCAACCCUGCUGGAGCGCUUACGGGAUACACUCUCGGAGGCCUCUGCUGGUUCACUUUGCCAUACGCAUUGGCGACCACUAUGGGUCUGGCAUGUCGUGCUCUUGAACAAACCAGCAACUUCCCGGUGCCAGGCGGACUCACAGAACAACAGCUAUCCAACGGUCUGGUGUUGCCAAUUUCUGCGUACGCAAUUAUGGGUAAAGGUGGUGCAAUAGCCAUUUUGCUGAUGGUCUUCAUGGCGAUUACUGCUGCGUACUCUUCAGAAACAGUGGCUGUGUCUUCGUUGCUCACCUAUGACAUUUACAAGUCGUACAUCAACCCGAAAGCAGACGGCAAAAAACUGGUCUUCGUCACGCAUCUAAGUGUUAUUAUCUUCAGUGUUGUGGCUAUUGGCCUGGCCAUUGGACUUGGCCAGGCCAGCUUUGACGUGUCGUUCAUUACCACUGCCUCUGGUAUUAUUGUCAAUGUCUGCGUCAUUCCAAUGAUCUGCACGCUUUUCUGGAAGAAGCUCUCGACCUUUGCGUUUGUCGCUAGUACCACGCUCUCCACGUGUAUUUCGCUGGCUAUAUGGAUCGGAUACAGCUAUUCAGCAUCGAAAUCGGUCACCAUCACCACCUUAUCUACAUACAGAGCUCUGGCUGCUGGUAACACUGUCGCGAUUUUCGUGCCAAUUAUAUUUGUGCCACUGUUUACCUAUUUGAAGCCAGCAGACUUCGAUUGGAAUAAAUGGAAAACCGAGAUUAAGCAGGUUGACGACUCUGAGUUCGACAAGAAGCAAGGGCUGACAAACGUUCUGAGCGGAGAGGACCUCACAGAAAUUGCUCUCGCCAAAGAACAGGAAGAAGACGCCAUGAUGAAACGCAAGAGGAAUUACGGUAUUGGUUUGGCUAUCUUCUUUGUCUUAUUCUUCCUUGUGCUCUUCCCAAUGCCUCUAUACGGCAGCCACUACAUCUUUUCAAAGACGUUCUUCCGGGGCUACAUUGUUGUCACCUUUUUGUGGGUGUUUUUUUCCGUCAGCAUUGUCACUGUGUAUCCAGUGGUGGAAAGUUUGGACGGUAUCAAGACGCUCUUCAAAAACAUUCUUACAAAAACACGGAGCCCGGUGCUGUACUCUGAGCAGACUUUAAGCCAAGUGACAAGCCGCAGGGCGGAUGCUGAGAUAAAAGAGGAGGCAGUCGUGAAUAUUAGUACUGUUAAUUAG